Macadamia integrifolia is the source of this 4354-nucleotide messenger RNA. RefSeq names its product DNA polymerase I A, chloroplastic/mitochondrial-like. The coding region runs from base 288 to 3956 and encodes 1222 amino acids. The transcript is spliced from 12 exons. Gene Ontology annotation, biological process: double-strand break repair; DNA-templated DNA replication. NCBI's taxonomy places the organism in Eukaryota, Viridiplantae, Streptophyta, Magnoliopsida, Proteales, Proteaceae. Gene Ontology annotation, molecular function: DNA binding; DNA-directed DNA polymerase activity; 3'-5' exonuclease activity. The record is from RefSeq and is a predicted model, not a curated record.
ACUGAUACAGACAAGGGUUGAAGGGUUUUAGGCUUUUAGCCUUCUGGGUUCUUAGAAGUUGCAAAGCUUUAUAAUCAGUCAAUAACUGUACAACCUAUUUCUCUAUUCCUCUUGUUCAUGCUCUCAUCCUUCGUGGGUUCUUCCCAUGCUCUGCUUCAGACCAGGAGAAGAAGGUCUGAGAACAGGAAUAAACCCUCGACCAACAUUUUUUCACGGAACUUCCACCACUGACCAAGACGGCUUCUUGUAGCGGUAGUAGUAGUAAGCUGGGGAGAGUUGCAGAGGUUAUGGCAAUAGGGGUUGCCACUCAGAGUGGCCCUGUCAAGCCCUGCUUCCCUCCUCCUAUAUGGUUCUCUUCGUCUUGCCGGCGCCGCCCAACUACGGUCGCUUCUUUUCUUACCGGAUUUUCGAAGUCCAGUAAAGCCUCCCACAGUGUUUUGACUGGCUGGCGAGAACCACAAAAUCUUGUUAACAGUCCUCGUUGCAGUGUUGUUGUCUUUAGUAGUUUUCUUCAAUUUAAACGAGGUUUAAGGUAUUAUACUGGGCCAUCCACGAAAAAAGAUGAUGUGGAUAUAUUUGAUGAAGGAAAACCUCAAUGGAUUCUUCAAGUGGACAUGGAUAAAAGCAAGGCUUCUGGUUCUUCAGCUUCGAUGUUAGCUCAUUACCCUAGUAGGAUCAAUUUCAGAGGAGAAAAAUUGUCAGGGAGAUUAGUUAACAGGACAAGUGUAGAGGAACAAAAGAAGCAGACUCCGAUACACCUUCAUGAAUGUCUAGCCCGGGAGGUGGAAUUGAAUAAAAUUUCUAGCUCCAGCAGCUGCAGUGCUCUGUUGCCAAGCACCAAUGAGUGCAGGUCUCCAUGGGUCAUGGAAGCGGAAAGAGCGAAAGCAAAUAUAUCGGAAACUCGUCAAAAUAUUAAGAACUGGAAGGUGAAGCUGGAGCCUGAGAUCCCAACAGACCAAAGUGGUUUAAGAGAUGAGAAGGUUGAGCUUGAGGAGUCAAAUGAUGGGGUUCCUCAUGAUAAGUUGGAGUUGUCAAGAGGUCCCUGUAGUUCAGGAGUAAACAAUAUUAAUGACAAAGGGGAUUUCCAUGUCUCAUUCAACCAAGGGUCUUUCUCAUAUAACAUGCAAGCUCAUGCACCCCUGCCAAGAUCUAGUAAUUCUGGAGAACCCCGUUUGAUAAAUGGCAUAGGCAAGUCAACUUUGAGGUUCCAUUUGAUUGAUGAGGAGUGUGAUUCACAUCUGGCAGCUUCAAAUGAACCAGUUCAUAACAACAUUGUGACAGAGAAUCAAGACAAUCCCACACUUAAUCACUUGAGACAAGUUGGUUUAUCCUUGGCACAAAUUUCAAGCAAUGGUAAAAUGAAUGGUUCAUUUUCAUCCCAACUUUUGGAUUAUAGUAAAGGUAGAACCUUUACUGGAGCUAGACCCAGUGAAGGAACUGAAAGGGACUUAUCCAGUGGAGAAUCUUCUUCUGUUGCUGAUAAAUCAAUCAAAACUUCUGUUGAGGCAAAAAAUCUCAGUAAAGAGGAUGGCAUUCAUUCACUUGAGCACCGAAAGAAGCUUGAAUGCAUUUAUGAUAAAGUUAUUGUGGUUGACAAUAUUUCAGUUGCAAGAGAUAUUGUGAGAAAGCUUACAACACAGUACAAGGAUCUUGUAUAUGCAUGUGACACAGAGGUAGCUAAGAUUGAUGUAAAGCAGGAAACUCCUGUUGAUCAUGGAGAAGUUAUAUGUUUCAGUAUUUAUUCUGGACCAACUGUUGAUUUUGGAAAUGGGAAGUCUUGUAUCUGGGUAGAUGUUCUUGAUGGUGGUGGUAGGGAUAUUCUGAAAGAAUUUGCUCCAUUCUUUGAGGACCCUUCCAUUAGAAAGGUUUGGCACAACUAUAGCUUUGAUAGUCAUGUGUUAGAGAACUACGGGCUUAAGCUUUCGGGCUUCCAUGCUGAUACAAUGCAUAUGGCACGGCUUUGGGAUUCUUCAAGGCGAAAGGAAGGCGGGUAUUCUCUUGAAGCACUCACACGUGACCCAAAGAUUGUGUCUAAUGCUCAAAAAUGCAGUGAGGGAGAAUUGAUCGGUAAGAUAUCAAUGAAGACAAUGUUUGGGAAGAAAAAGGUAAAGAAAGAUGGAUCUGAAGGCAAGCUUAUCACUAUUCCUCCUGUUGAGGAGCUUCAAAGGAAAGAAAGGGUACAUUGGAUUUGCUACUCUGCUUUAGAUUCAAUAAGCACACUAAAGCUUUUUGAGAGUUUGCAAGAAAAGCUAAAAAAGGAAGAAUGGAAUUUUGACGGGAUUCGUAGAGAAACAAUGUACGACUUUUAUGUGGAGUAUUGGCGUCCAUUUGGUGAGAUUUUGGUUCAAAUGGAGACUGAGGGAAUGCUGGUUGAUAGGGCAUACCUUGCAGAGAUGGAGAAGUUGGCCACUGUAGAAAAAGAAAUUGCUGCGGAUAGAUUUCGAAAGUGGGCUUCUAGGUAUUGUCCUGAUGCUAUAUACAUGAACGUUGGAAGUGAUACACAGCUACGGCAGCUUUUCUUUGGUGGCAUAAUUAACAGCAAGGACCCUAAUGAAAGCCUUCCAGUAUCAAAGACUUUUAAAGUGCUUAAUGUUGAUAAUGUGAUUGAAGAGGGGAAGAAGGUGGCAACAAAAUAUCGUAAUAUUACACUGCAUAACCUUUGUGAUGAAAUGCAUACUGAGAUGUAUACAGCUACAGGUUGGCCUUCUGUAAGCAGAGAUGCUCUGAAGGUCCUUGCUGGAAGGGUCUCCGCUGAAUAUGAUUUGAUUGAUGAUGUGUAUGAAUCCCAGCCUGAAGGAGAUGAUGAAUUUCCUCCAGAACAGGUGUUCAAUGAAGUUGAGAAAAAGAAAGUUACCUCUGCUAGUGAAGAGAGCGUAGAUAUAUCUAUUUAUGGAACGGCUUAUGCUGCAUUUGGAGAGGGCAAGGAGGGGAGGGAGGCUUGCCACGCUGUUGCUGCUCUAUGUGAAGUCUGCUCUAUUGACUCUUUGAUAUCCAACUUCAUUCUCCCCUUGCAGGGCUAUCACAUAUCAGGCAAGGAUGGCUGUGUCCAUUGUUCUUUAAAUAUCAACACGGAGACUGGUCGUUUAUCAGCCAGGAGACCAAAUUUGCAGAAUCAGCCUGCUUUGGAGAAGGACCGGUACAAAAUACGACAGGCAUUCAUAGCUGCACCUGGAAACUCUCUAGUAGUUGCCGAUUAUGGGCAGCUGGAACUUAGGAUUCUGGCGCAUCUUGCAAACUGUAAAAGCAUGUUGGAUGCCUUCAAGGCCGGUGGUGAUUUUCAUUCAAGGACAGCAAUGAAUAUGUACCCACAUAUUCAAGAAGCAGUAGAACAAAAUAGAGUUUUGCUGGAAUGGCACCCUCAGCCUGGUGAAGAGAAACCCCCAGUUCCCCUAUUGAAGGAUGCCUAUGCUUCUGAAAGAAGGAAAGCCAAAAUGCUCAAUUUUUCCAUUGCAUAUGGGAAAACUCCGGUUGGGCUUUCCCGAGAUUGGAAGGUUUCAGUUAAGGAAGCAAAGAAAACUGUAGAUCUCUGGUACAAAGAGAGGAAAGAAGUUUUGAUAUGGCAAGAAGACCGCAAAAAAGAAGCUGAGACCAUGCAGCGUGUACACACAUUGCUGGGACGCGCUCGCCGUUUCCCUGAUAUGGCCCAUGCUAGUAAUUUUCAACGAGGUCACAUUGAGAGAGCAGCUAUUAAUACCCCUGUGCAGGGUAGUGCUGCUGAUGUUGCCAUGUGUGCCAUGCUAGAAAUAUCAAGGAAUGCACGCUUGAAGGAGCUUGGGUGGAGACUGCUUUUGCAGGUUCACGAUGAAGUGAUACUGGAGGGACCAACUGAAUCAGCAGAGGUUGCCAAGGCCAUAGUUGUUGAAUGCAUGUCCAAACCCUUUUAUGGCACCAAUAUUCUCAAAGUUGACUUGUCUGUUGAUGCCAAGUGUGCACAGAACUGGUAUGCAGCCAAGUAAACAGAGGCUGUCUGUUAUGGAUUUAGUUCAAGGACCAGUAAUUAGUUCAUUCAGGACUCAGUGGAUUGAAUUGGCAUCACCGACACAGGCCGAAAUCGUCAAUGUUGAGCUACGAUUUUUUGUCCGAUGUAGCUAAGUUGUGCCAGGACAAUGGUAGUUCAAGCCCACAUCACCUAGACGGAGCCAGUGGGGUUUAAUUGCUGUUUUAGUGGCAUUAUGUUGUUCCCCCUCCUGGGGUGGGGUUGGGGAGGAGGGGUGAAGAUGCAGAGAGGGAAAGGGCAAUGCCUUGUAUAUAUAUGUUUCCAAUAGGAGGGCUGAGCCCUUUUGUAUCUGUAUGACUAGCUGUGGUUCUUGCAUUCAUAUUUUCUGAUAUAGUGAGCAUUUUUCUUCUAAACAAA